GCUACCGCCGUGCCUCGCCUUCCUCCUGGGCCUCCGCCGCCGCCGCGAUGGCCCAGCAGCAGGUGAGCAGCUCGCAGAAGGCGCUGAUGCUGGAGCUGAAGGGGCUGCAGGAGGAGCCGGUGGAAGGCUUCCGCAUCACCCUGGUGGACGAGUCGGACCUCUACAACUGGGAGGUGGCCAUCUUCGGGCCGCCCAACACCCUCUACGAGGGCGGCUACUUCAAGGCUCAUAUUAAAUUUCCUAUGGACUACCCCUAUUCACCACCUACCUUCAGAUUCCUGACCAAAAUGUGGCAUCCCAACAUUUAUGAGAAUGGAGAUGUAUGUAUCUCAAUCCUUCACCCACCUGUAGAUGACCCUCAAAGUGGAGAGCUGCCAUCAGAAAGGUGGAACCCCACCCAGAAUGUCAGGACUAUCCUACUGAGUGUAAUUUCCUUGCUUAACGAGCCCAACACCUUCUCUCCAGCAAACGUGGAUGCUUCGGUCAUGUUCAGGAAAUGGAGGGACAGCAAAGGAAAAGAUAAAGAAUAUGCUGAGAUCAUUCGGAAACAAGUCCAGGCAACCAAGGCAGAAGCCGAAAAGGACGGUGUGAAGGUUCCCACCACGUUGGCAGAGUACUGCAUCAAAACUAAAGUGCCUUCCAAUGACAACAGCUCGGAUUUGCUUUAUGACGACUUGUACGAUGACGACAUUGAUGAUGAAGAUGAGGAGGAAGAGGAGGAAGAGGAUGCCGAUUGUUACGAUGACGAUGAUUCUGGCAACGAGGAGUCGUGACCGGCUCCCUCGGGGUCCCCCCCCCCGUAAUGCCCUGCCCGUUUUGCCAGGAAGGAGCAGCAGUUGACCAGUGACAGUUCAGCAAAAAAUAUAUAUAUACACGUGGGGAGGUGGGGGGGGAAUGGGGUCAAUACCAACCCAACCUGCAUCUCCUGCUUUCUCCCAUUGUAUGGAUCUCGGUCCCCCCCCCUUUCCUGCUCUCUCGGCCUCCUCGUGAGAAAGUCCUUUUUCUGCAGAUUGACUCCAUUCUUGCAUUCUUUCCUGUCCCUUUCCUGUGGUUCUGAUUCCCCCACCCCUUCCUUUUUGGGGGGAAACUAAAUGGAUGCUUUUCCCUCCUCAACUUCACUUUGCUCUCACCCCCCCCCCCCCCGCCAG
Pogona vitticeps (central bearded dragon) is the source of this 1148-nucleotide messenger RNA. It is a transcript of the gene UBE2R2, whose product is annotated as ubiquitin conjugating enzyme E2 R2. The record is from RefSeq and is a predicted model, not a curated record. NCBI's taxonomy places the organism in Eukaryota, Metazoa, Chordata, Lepidosauria, Squamata, Agamidae.